This is a messenger RNA of Acaulospora morrowiae, 1044 nucleotides long. NCBI's taxonomy places the organism in Eukaryota, Fungi, Glomeromycota, Glomeromycetes, Diversisporales, Acaulosporaceae. The record is from the annotation of a GenBank genome assembly.
AUGGAACAGACUUCCCCUCAGUUGGUUUCUCUCCUUCAUGGAAAGCUUGGCUCCUUAGUAGGCAAGUCCUCAGGUUACGUUGAGAAUCUGCCUGAAGACGUGAAACGUCGGAUCCAUGGCUUAAAAUGUUAUCAAUCUGAACACGCUAAAUUGGAAGCUAAAUUUCAAGAGGAGAUCUUGGCCCUUGAAAAAAAAUACCUCGAGCUAUAUAAGCCGUUAUAUGAGAAACGAUCAAAAAUUAUCCGUGGGGAUGUUGAACCAUCAGAUGAGGAAAUCGCGACUGGUGCUGCACUUGAGGAGGCGGAAAAGAAGGAAGACGAGGAGAAACCAGCUCGAGAGGAAAAAGUACAGGAGAUCGUCGUAGGACCAGUUAAAGGUAUUCCGGAAUUUUGGCUCACCGCCAUGAAGAAUCUGGUGACCAUCGCAGAAAUCAUUACUGAACGUGACGAGGAAGCAUUGAAACAUUUAAUUGACAUACGCAUGUCGUAUCUCCAAAAACCUGGUUUUCGACUUGAGUUCGAAUUUGAGGAGAAUCGAUUCUUCGAGAAUAAAAUCUUGAUAAAAACUUAUUAUUAUCAGGAGGAACCAGGUUAUGGUGGCGAUUUUGUCUAUGAUCAUGCCGAAGGUACACAAAUCCAGUGGAAAGAUAACCAAAAUCUCACUGUGACAAUAAAAACAAAGAAGCAAACGCACAAGAGCACAAAGGAGACUCGUUAUGUGAAGUCUGAAGUAGCUACCGAAUCGUUCUUCCAAUUCUUCGAUCCUCCGGCGGAUCCAGAUGGCAAUGAUGAUGAUGACAAUAAUUUAGAUGAACGUCUUGAAAUGGAUUACCAAAUCGGUGAAGAUAUCAAAGAGAAAUUGAUUCCCCGUGCAAUCGACUGGUAUACUGGUAAGGCGUUGAAGUAUGAGGAUAUCCUUGAAGAUUAUGAAGAUGACGACAUCUCUCGUGAUAUUGUGAACUUUUAUUUUUACACUCUGCCAAACAUUUGUGGUGAUCCUUUUAGUCCGGGUUGUUGCAUUGGAAGUCAAGAUGAUUUAUUAUAG